Molecule: messenger RNA, 2008 nt
Organism: Prunus persica (peach)
Lineage: Eukaryota; Viridiplantae; Streptophyta; Magnoliopsida; Rosales; Rosaceae
Product: alpha-aminoadipic semialdehyde synthase
Exons: 4
Coding region: 810-1139 (109 amino acids)
Cellular component (GO): cytoplasm
Molecular function (GO): saccharopine dehydrogenase activity
Source: RefSeq, a predicted model, not a curated record
AUUCUUCGGAUGGGUGCUGUAGAAUUGGGUUGCGUCAAUGUCCUGAAUUGCCUCAGCAGCUGGCACAGGCCUAUCAAACACCUUGUUCAUUAGAUAGUGAGUGACCAACUCCUUAUCUGUUGGCAUAAACCUAAAUCCCACUGGCAGCUGGCCUGAGCUCAUCAUUGCUUCUUGUCCAUGUUCUGCUUCCAUGUAUAUAUAUCGUGGACCGUUUGAUCAUCACUUGGAAGAAAUGAUCAAGAAAAUGGCUGGCAAAACAACUCAAGUAAAUCAAGGCUGAAUUAACUUAUAUAUAUGUAUAGGUGGUAAUUGAAUCCUAGUAGGACUCUUUUUGAUUACAAAGACAGAACCCAAUUCACCUUUUUUCUCUUUUUGUUGUUUAUCGUUCUUGUGUAUGUGUGUAUACUUGGAAGAUGUUGAGCUUAGAGUGGUGUUUAGUUUUUGACUCUGUUUUGCCAAUGCGAUAUAUGUUGAAAAAAAAUAUGGAUGCAAUAAAAAUUAAAAAAUGGAUGCGAUGGUGUCCAGUAUGUGAUUACAGUUUGCAGUUUGGCAAUUUGAUUUCAGUGCAGAAAAAAGCCAGCUACUACAUGACCCAGAAAAUAUUAGAACACCAUACUACUUUGCAUUUGUCAAACUCAAGCUAAAGUCCCAGAGUCUGGUUGCCAAAUCUGCAUCUUUUGCCUGAGAGCUCGGUUUGGCGAUGUUACAGUCCAUAAAGUAUUCACCCCCUACUCCCUUAAGCUGUGGAUGGAGUGCCACAAAGAUAUCGGACUUACCUUGAGUUUUAGUGUAGAUUGAGUUGUCUCCUCAUGGAAGACAGAUUAGCGUACUCCAGCACAGAACAGGAUAUGGUGCUUUUGCAUCAUGAAGUAGAGGUUGAGUUCCCAGAUGGACUUAGAGAGAAGCAUUCACGCACUCAUUCAGGCACUUUACUGGAAUUUGGGCAGACUAAGAAUGGUAAAAUGAUCACCGCCAUGGCUUUCACGGUUGGCAUCCCGGCAGCCAUUGGAGCUCUACUCAUACUUGGAAACAAGGUCAAAACAAGAGGGGUCUUGAGGCCUAUUGAACCAGAAGUAUAUGUCCCAGCCAUGGAUAUAAUACAAGCUUAUGGCAUCAAGGUAAUGGAGAAGAUCGAGUGACCCGAACAAUCCCCCUACCUCUUUCCUGUGUAGAUGCAGCUAUUCACCAGAUAUUUGAUGCGCAGCUACCUCGUUUCGCUUGACUGCAAUGGAGCAUAGAUACUUGAAAGGGAGAGUUUGAUACAAUUAUGCGGCAGGGCUCCAGUGAUUGGUUUGCAAUGCCUUCCCAAGUUUUGUGGAAAAGGUGCUUGCAACUUAGAGGAGCUCCCUAUUCCUACAUUAAUGUCAGCAAAAUAACUUUGUGAACAAUGGAUUUAAACAUAGAAGGAAGCCAAUCUAUGAACAGUCAAAAUAAGAGGAAAAGAGCUACAAGUUCAAGUGAUGAAGAGAAGAUUGUGACUGUAUUGGAGAAAUUGUUUGAAGCAUCUGGGAAAAGGAUGCAAAUGGUGACUGAGGCUAUAAUAAAAGGUAAUGAAGAUCGAUCUGAUAUUGCCAAAGAACUCAAGAGAAUGGGAUUUUCUCCGUUAGAUCAAAUUGCAGCACUAAAGCUCAUUUUGGAGAAGCCACAAAACAUCUCUAUAUUCAUGUCUUUGGAUGAUGAUAUCAAGAAAGUGUUUGUUGAGCAGUUGCUUAGUGACAAUGCUUGAGGACAUGGCCUAGCUAAGUUUGAUGCAUCUAUCUUUUUGGAAACACCACAAAUGAUGCAUUGAUAAGAUUGGCUUCAUUUUGGAAACACCACAAAUUGUAUAACAUUUUGCUAGCAUUAAAGCCAUAUGGUUCAUGGUUGUGGGGUUUAUUAGUUUCAUUUUGAAAUUGUGGAUGUUUAUUUGUAUGUAUUAAUGGUAGAAUUGUGUGUAGCGAACUAAACCUCUAAUUUCUGAGUCAUGUAGAUGACUUUGGCAUAUAUGAAAAUUUCUAACUUUUGCACA